Molecule: messenger RNA, 1612 nt
Organism: Trichogramma pretiosum
Lineage: Eukaryota; Metazoa; Arthropoda; Insecta; Hymenoptera; Trichogrammatidae
Product: CCA tRNA nucleotidyltransferase 1, mitochondrial
Exons: 3
Coding region: 210-1556 (448 amino acids)
Biological process (GO): RNA processing
Molecular function (GO): RNA binding; nucleotidyltransferase activity
Source: RefSeq, a predicted model, not a curated record
UUCAAAAUAAAGCAAUUAUUUCACGAGACAUCAGUUGUUUACAUUCAGGGAGAAUAAAUUAUGAAAGAAUAAAAAAAAAAAAUAACACUUGAUAGCUAUGUUGAUAGUCAAAACUUUUAUUAAACAGUUUGAGUUGUUUAAUAAAUGUAAUACAAUAAGCGUAGGUUAGUAAACGAUUUGUAGCGCACAAUAAGUGGUUAAAACGAAAAAUGAACAGCGAAAAAUUACCUCCGCAUCGGAGCAAUCCGAUUAUUAAAACUUUGGACACUCCAGAAUUCAAGUCAAUAUUUAACCAAGAAUUAAAUGAUUUGGUUGCAUUAUUCAAGAAAUAUAAUUAUGAAAUAAGAAUAGCUGGUGGAGCAGUACGGGACAUUGUAUCUGGUAUGAACCCUAAAGAUCUUGAUUUUGCUACUACUGCAACACCAGAUCAAAUGAAAGAAAUGUUCACUAAAGAAGAAAUCAGAAUGAUUAAUACUAAUGGAGAAAGACAUGGCACAGUAACUUCUAGAAUUAACGAUAAGGAAAAUUUUGAAGUUACAACUCUAAGGAUAGAUGUAGCGACAGAUGGAAGGCAUGCUGAUGUUGAAUUCACAACUGAUUGGCUCUUGGAUUCCAGUCGCAGAGAUCUUACAAUAAAUUCUAUGUUUUUAGAUUUUGAUGGAAAUAUAUAUGAUUAUUUCUAUGGCUAUGAUGAUCUACUAAAAAAAAGAGUAGCAUUUGUUGGAGAACCAGCUCAGAGAAUUACUGAAGAUUAUUUAAGAAUUUUCAGAUACUUCAGGUUUUAUGGUAGAAUUUCUGAGAGUCCUGAUAACCAUGAUGAACCAACAAUUCAAGCUAUCAAGGACAAUGUUGAUGGUCUUGAGAGAAUAUCUGGUGAACGAAUUUGGAGUGAGUGGAGUAAGAUUUUGGCUGGAAAUUUCCACAAAGAACUAACAAAAAAAAUUAUUGAAUGUGGUUGCGGUAAAUACAUGGGUCUUCCACAGAAAUUAAACUUACAACAUUUUGAUGAAGUUUGUGAAAGAGCUCAGAAAAAUAAUAUUAAAUUAAAGCCUGCUUCAUUGGUUGCUGCAUUAUUGCAUACACAAGAAGAAGUGAUGGAUGCAUUUGCUAGACUGAAGUUUACAAAUUAUGAUAGAAAUUUAGCUGUAUUUAUUGUAUCUAAUAGAGAUAUUGCUUUGGAUAAGAAUCCGCUGAAACCUUACCAGAGUUUGGUAUUAAAAACAAUUGGAAAAACAUCAGAUGCCAGAGAAUAUUGUUGUGAAUUAUUGAAAUACAAAGGUUCAUUAGAUUUAUUACAAGAAUUUGAAAAGUGGAAUGUUCAAUUUCCUAUAAAUGGAAAAAUGGUAAUGCCUUAUGUUAACCAAAACCACAAAAUCAUUGGUGACAUUAUUCAAAGUUUAAAAGAUGUUUGGUUAGAUAGUGAUUGUAAAAUGUCUGCAGAAGAAUUAAAAACUUAUAUUCCAAAUAUAGCUACUAAAGCAUUAUCUGAAUGGGAGGAGAAGAGAGAAAAACUACAAAAACUUCGAAAUAAUCAGAAGAAAAAAAAUUCUAAAUAAUGUUCAUGUUGAUUGUAUGAUUUCUGUAAAUAAAUUUGUUGUAUUUUGAUAAUGGA